AUGGCAGAGCAAUGGGAUCUGGACGAAGAGGGUCUCCGCCUCCUGGGGGCGCUGACCCUGGAGCUGCCGGAACUGGUGGAGUCUCUUUCAUUGCAGGGAUCUUAUGCUGGAAAAAUCCAUUCCAUUGGUGAUGCCUUUAGAAACUUUAAAAAUCUCCGAUCCUUAGAUUUAUCAAAGAAUUUGAUCACUAGCCUAAAGGGCAUCCAGUAUUUACAUUCUCUCCAAGACCUGAAUUAUAACAACAUUCCUUCAUUAGUGGAGGUGUCCCGCCUACAGCCCUUACCCUUCCUCAAAGAACUAGACUUAAGACUCAAUCCUAUUGUAAGGAAAGACACAGAUUAUAGGCUCUUUGCUGUGUACAUGCUGCAAACUCUGGAGAAACUGGAUGAUCGAACUGUCCGUGACAGUGAGAGGAAAGCUGCCAAGCUGCAUUUCAGUCAGCUCGGCAACAGUGAAAAGUUUCUUUUAGAGGUGGAAAAAAGCUCUAAGGAGAAGACAAUGAAAAACUGUGUGACAGACAAGGGCCCUGCAUCAAAAGUCAAUGCUGAGGUUGACACCAGGAUUGAAGCAGAUUCAAACAAAGGACUGUUUAUUCCCUUCCCCAGCCGGGAAAUAAAGGAUUCCCUAACCAGUACUUCUGCAACCCAGGGCAAUGGUACACCAGCUCAGAAAUUAGAUGUUUUCCCACUGGGAACACAGAUGCAGGAAGUGACAAGAAGGGAGAUGCCAAGUGACAACCACCAGGAUGAUGAAUUUAGGCACUGCUCGCCCCGUCAGUCCACAGUCCGAUCUCCAGAGAAGAUGACUAGAGAUGGAUACCGAGUAUCUUUUCUAGACAAUAAGUCUUCUGGUUCUUCUCCAGAAAAGGACAUGAUACCAAAACCUGAUGUGUAUCCACUUACCCAUGAUGUCUCACUGGGCAAAUGCUUGGCUGUGGGUGAUUCAAACCAGACCCUUCCCUACCAGCUACAUUCUGAUGUUGGUCUGGAACACUGUGAUAGUCAUUAUUCUCAAACUCUUUCCCUGCGUGGAAGUCUUGUCAAAAGGCCUCCAAAAAGCAAGAACUAUCGAGAAUACAGCAUAAAGCCUUCAAAUGACACAAAGGCCACCUCAUCUCUUUCUUGUGGAGACUUACUGACUUCUCUGUCAAACCCGGAGUCCAGCACAGGAAGGCUUUUGAAGCUUAGUUCAGAUCUGUAUGCCACAACCCAUUUCAACAGUGACCCUGUUCUGCUGGCCAACGUAGAGCAACAAUUAUCCAGCAACCUCAGUGAUUUUGCACCAGCACCUGGUUCUCUCCCAAACAACCCUAUCCUGGGAAACUCUGCGAGAACACUGCUGCUGCCUCCGGGGGCUUCCAAUAACAUGGAGAUUCCAACCAAGAGGUCAUUAAGCCCAUUGAGGAGAGGUUUCAAGCAGAAGGACAAUAUUCUUGCCAACCUAAAUCCAAAGCAUGGUUUCCAAGAUGCUCCAGGCCAUGAGCUUCUCUCUAGUGACCUGGGCAGUUUGCAUGGUUUGCCAGGAAACCAUAGUCCCCCAAUCUCUGCCAGAACCCCCCAUGUGGCCGCUGUCCUCAGCCACCUCCUGGAGCUGGUGGAUAAGCAUUGGAGUGGCUCUGGCUCCCUCCUCCUAAACAAGAAGUUUCUUGGUCCUGCCAGAGAUUUGCUCCUGUCUUUGGUCGUGCCUGCGCCUCCUCAGCAGCGGUGUUGCUGGCAGCCUGAGGACAAGGCAGCAAAAGCCUUCCGGUGGAGGGAGAAGGAACUGAAGGAGGCAGGGCAGCUGGUCCCUAACGACGUGGAAAGUUUGAAGCAAAAACUGGUUAGAGUGCUGGAGGAAAACCUCAUUUUGUCAGAAAAAAUUCAGCAGUUGGAGGAAGGUGCUGCCACCUCGAUUGUUAGUGGGCACCCAUCCCAUACACACGAUGAUCUUCUGCGCAAAAACCACCAGCUGACUGUGCAAGUGGCUUGCCUGAACCAGGAGCUCGCACAGCUGAAAAAACUGGAGGAGACAGUUGCUCUUCUCCAUGAAAGUCAGAGGUCCCUGGUGGUAACUAAUGAGUAUCUGCUGCAACAGCUGAAUAAAGAGCAGAAAGGUUAUUCCAGGAAGUCGCUCCUGCCUCCUGAGAGGAGUCCUCAUUUGGGGAGAUCAUCGCCCUUUGGGAAAAGCUCGCUGUCUUCCUCCUCACCAGUGACACACGACACCGGUCGGUAUCUAAUACAGAGUGUCUCCAAAGCUGCCCCUGAGCCUACAUGAAGCUAGCGCUGCUACCUCCAUCACCCAGGAGGGCUCUCGGUGCCCUUGCCAGUGUGGUGUGGUAGUGUCUACCCCCAGACAUUAAGAAAAAACAUUCUAAUUGCUUUCCUGUAUUGUCCCUCUUUUUAUUUUCCCACUUAGCU
Messenger RNA from Nannospalax galili (Upper Galilee mountains blind mole rat), 2396 nucleotides. It is a transcript of the gene Lrrc36, whose product is annotated as leucine rich repeat containing 36. NCBI's taxonomy places the organism in Eukaryota, Metazoa, Chordata, Mammalia, Rodentia, Spalacidae. Gene Ontology annotation, molecular function: protein binding. The record is from RefSeq and is a predicted model, not a curated record.